GUUUUAUUUAGAUGAUCCUACACCAGACAGUGCAUAUAUCUACAGUAUUGUGCAAGAUCUGAAUCAAGUACUGCUACAUUAGAAAACGAGAGAGAGAGAGAGAGAGGGAGAGAGGGAGGCAGGGAGAGAGGGAGAGAGAGAGAGAUGGUGAAUACCUUCAAGAUACUGGCACCAGUAAUAAAAUGGGUGAUGAAACUAUUCGGGUUGAUACCUAAACUAGUAGAAAUCGAACCCGGGACAGUCCUCAACAUAUGGUUACCAUCCGAAACCUCGAAAACCACCACACCACACACCAACAAGCCCGCUGUAGUAUUUCUCCACUGCUUUGCUGCCAAUGGCAUCCUCACAUGGCUCUUCCAAGCCAUCUCUCUCUCCAACACCUACUCCGUCUACGUCUUCGACCUAAUAUUCUUCGGCGACUCCACCACCGACAAACCAGACCGCACCGCAACGUUUCAAGCCGAGUGCGUCGCCAAAGCACUACACAAACUCGGCGUCGAACAAUGUACGAUUGUUGGACUUAGUUACGGUGGCAUGGUAGGUUUCGAAAUGGCGAGAAAUUAUCCCGACUUGGUGGAGUCAUUGGUGGCUUCCGGCACGGUGAUGGAGCUGACGGAGUCGAUCACUGCAGCUUCAUUGGCGAAACUGGGGGCUGAUAGUUGGUCGGAAUUGUUGAUGCCGGACACCGUUGACGGUGUAAAAAAAGCGUUGACGGUCGGCACGCAUGAGUUGCCAUGGAUCCCUAAUAUCUUUUUUCGGCAUUUUCUAGAGGCUAUGUUUGAUAACAGAAAAGAGAGAAACGAAUUGUUGAAGGCUCUGGUCGUUAAAGAUAACGAUGCAGCUUUACCCAUUUACACACAGAGAAUCCAUCUGAUAUGGGGAGACGAUGAUAAAAUUUUCAACUUGAAAGUUGCAGACAACAUUAAGCAAAUAUUGGGAGACAAAGCAAGUCUUGAAUGUAUAGAGAGGUCAGGACAUCUCACACCACUGGAGCGGCCUUUUGUCUUUAAUCAACACCUCAAGAAGGCUCUUGCUUCCUUUCAUACAGAAAUUAAACAAAAAUAAUGAUUGUGCAUUUUAUUUACUUGAUUCAUUCACACACAUUGUUAUUAUGAACACAUGCAAUCAAUUUUCA
Daucus carota subsp. sativus is the source of this 1135-nucleotide messenger RNA. RefSeq lists its product as uncharacterized. Bases 145 to 1065 code for a protein of 306 amino acids. The transcript is spliced from 4 exons. NCBI's taxonomy places the organism in Eukaryota, Viridiplantae, Streptophyta, Magnoliopsida, Apiales, Apiaceae. The record is from RefSeq and is a predicted model, not a curated record.